Messenger RNA from Cooperia oncophora, 843 nucleotides. The record is from the annotation of a GenBank genome assembly. Lineage: Eukaryota; Metazoa; Nematoda; Chromadorea; Rhabditida; Trichostrongylidae.
UUGUUUCAGUACCUGUCCGUACAUUCACCAUACUUCGCGCAACGACUUGCAACACCCACUACUAGACAGAACAGUGCUUCGCUUGCCGAUCACACUUCAGAAGUGGACGAUAUGAGCGAUUACGAUGUGAUGAGCUUGAAGAGCGAUUUGACGGCUGGAGCUGUCAAAACGAUCCGGUCACAGACGUUCAGUUCCAACAACAUUCUGUUGAAUGCAGGCAACGACGGAUCAUCUGAUGCAGGCGAUGGAAUAUUUACACUUGACGAUGUGGAACUUGAAGACUUCCUUGUAUUCCUCAACGCGAUUUAUCCGCCUGGCAUUACAAUAACAAAAGAAACGCUCCCUCCUCUGAUCUCUACUUCCUAUCAAUUUGGAGUCGACCAUAUUCUGUGGAGAUGUGAAGAUUACUUAUUGUCGGACAAAGGAUUAUCCGAGUUUGACUUAAUAACAAGACUGGAAUAUGCGAGUUUAUACAAAAUGGCGACUUUACAGGCUGAUUGUCUCAAAAAAUUGCCCUCUGCGCAAAGCGUACGAGAGGUGCUGGAAGAUCCAAGAAUGGAGAACGCUCUUGGUGACGUCCGAUCGUUGCUUCUAGAAACCCUACUUCAGCGUUUGAAGACUGACUCGGUUGUUGCUAAAGAUUCGAGGUCCAUUGAACAGAUGUCAAAAUUGGAGAAGCGGACGGAUGCUCCUAAACUAGAGGAGUCUGUCCCCUCUGUAUCGAAUCUUGAAGAGGUCUGUUUAUUGGUUAGACGACUAUGGCACAUUUGCUUUCCUUCCGGGGAAGAGGGGAGCGGAUAUUCUAGUUCAGAUGAUGCAAACAAGCGGCGCAGAUGGGCAUGA